This is a messenger RNA of Acanthosepion pharaonis, 3684 nucleotides long. Lineage: Eukaryota; Metazoa; Mollusca; Cephalopoda; Sepiida; Sepiidae. The record is from the annotation of a GenBank genome assembly.
AUGUUCCCUAAAAGAGAACCUGAUCAAUACUACUCUCACAAAGCAAGAAUAGUAUGUUCCCUAAAAGAGAACCUGAUCAAUACUACUCUCACAAAAUCAACUCAUUCAUCUUGUCUUGAGUCAAUUGCUAACAACAGUGUCUUCAUAUUUGGCCUUAUUCGUCAACGGUCUUUAAAAGACGUCAAUGCUUCUCUUUGGCAGUUGGGUAAAAUGACUAGCCCUACCAUGCGCCAGUUAAGCUAUGCAAUCUCUGCCAGACAGUGGUCAUCACAAAUCCAGCACUUCCCAGCAUUCUCUCCCUCAUUUCCAUCAGCCUCCCCAGUCAUGUAUGAUGUUUGUCCCAGCCAAAGUAUCAAUCCAGCGUCCACACCUUCUGAUGCCAACAUUCACCUUGCGUCGAUUUUCCAUGCCGAUAGUGACACUGAUGGCGAAUUGGUUGUGCUUCCUGAAGAAUUUGCUCAAAAAAGAGGAGCUUUGUGCUUAGAUGGUUCACCUGCAGGAUAUUAUAUCCGACAGGGUCGAGGAUCUUCUCGUAAAUUUUGGAUUCUACAUCUCCAAGGAGGAGCCUGGUGCUCAACUCAAGAGGAAUGUUAUAAAAGAAGUUUCACUGAUCUUGGUUCAAGUCUGAAGGCACCAGUGUCAGCAAGUUUUGAAGGUUUUAUGUCAAGUGAUGACAUGAUAAAUCCAGAUUUCCAUGAUUGGAACAUGGUGCGCUUUCUUUACUGUGAUGGUGGUUCUUUUCUUGGAAAUCGCUCUCAGGCUAUCAAAUAUAAAUCAAGAAAAAUUUAUUUCGAGAAAGUCAUCUUAAGUGGAUCAUCAGCUGGUGGCCUUGCAGCAUUAAUCCAUGCUGAUCAUUUGCACAAACGACUGCAAAAAAUUAAAUCUGUUCAUGCUGUACUUGAUGCAAUGCUAUUUGUUAACCUGACAAGUCGCAGUGGCCAGAAAAAAAUGAUGAAUAUUCUGGAAAACACAUUCCAUUUACACAAUAUCAAAGAUUCUGUAUCACUGGAUGAUUGCUCACAGACAAUGUCAGACGAUACUAAAUGGCAGUGCUUCUCACCUGUGUAUUUUUAUAAACACAUGUUCACUCCAGCUUUUUUCCUCAAUUCUGUGCACGACCGCUGGUACUUGAACCAGGCACUGGAUGUUACUUGUGAUUUUAAAAAGUGCUCUUCCAGCGAAAUAAAAUAUAUAUCAGAUAUCCGGACAGGCCUGUUAGAAACAGUCCAUGACAUUCUCACUUCUCAAAAGGACGGACGAUACUUGACAGCUUGCCCGGUCCACUCUGUGCUUGUGAACAACUUUUUCACCCAGCCACUGGCUGGGCAUGUCUCCCCACAAGAGGCAAUUGGAGAUUGGUACUUUGAGAGAAACUCUGUGUCUUCCAUUAAUGUUAUCCCAAGAGAAGCCUUUCCAGAAGCUGUUUCCGUGUGUUACAAAUAUUUCAAUGAUGAUGAAAAAACAUUUAAAAGGUGCUUUGACGUUUGCACAUUUCUGCUUACAACAAUCAAAUGCUCACAUGGCAGGAGGCCAUCCAACCCUGUUUACAGUUUUGACACUAAACUGACCUGUAGCAAAUGCCACAGUUCAGUACCACCUGUCCCUUGCUCAUCCUACAGGCAAAGGAAUUUAUUCCCCCCCCAAUUCUUUUCUCAGGUCACCUCUUACACACUCUCAUGUCACUCAAGUGGCACCCUCCCAUCAUUCAACCUCCAGUGGCAUCACCCCAUCAACCAACCUCCCCUGUCUGAUCAGGUGACUGCCUCUCCCCACAUCAUUGAAACUCCCCUCUCUUCCCUAAUGAUACUCCUUCCUAUCACUCAACCUGCCCUCUCUUCUCAGAUGAUAACCCACCCCAUUACUAAAUCUCUUUUCUUCUCAGUGACACCUCCACUUCAUCACUCAGCCUCCCCUCUCCUCUCGGGCAAUGCCCAGGCGACCCUCCCUUCCCGCUCUCCUCUCCUCUCGGGCGAUGCCCAGGCUCAACUCCCCUCCCUUCCCGCUCUCCUCUCCUCUCGGGCGAUGCCCAGGCUCAACUCCCCUCCCUUCCCGCUCUCCUCUCCUCCUCUCGGGCGAUGCCCAGGCUCAACUCCCCCCUCCCUUCCUCUCCUCUCCUCUCGGGCGUGCCCAGGCUCAACUCCUCCCUCCCUUCCUCCUCCUCUCGGGCGAUGCCCAGGCUCAACUCCCUCCCUUCCCCUCCUCCUCCUCUCGGGCGUGCCCAGGCUCAACUCCCCUCCCUUCCCGCUCUCCUCCUCUCCUCUCGGGCGAUGCCCAGGCUCAACUCCCCUCCCUUCCCGCUCUCCUCUCCUCUCGGGCGAUGCCCAGGCUCAACUCCCCUCCCUUCCCGCUCUCCUCUCCUCUCGGGCGAUGCCCAGGCUCAACUCCCCUCCCUUCCCGCUCUCCUCUCCUCUCGGCGAUGCCCAGGCUCAACUCCCCUCCCUUCCCGCCUCUCCCCCUCUCCUCUCGGGCGAUGCCCAGGCUCAACUCCCCUCCCUUCCCGCUCUCCUCUCCUCUCGGGCGAUGCCCAGGCUCAACUCCCCUCCCUUCCCGCUCUCCUCUCCUCUCGGGCGAUGCCCAGGCUCAACUCCCCUCCCUUCCUCCCUCUCCCCCGGCGAUGCCCAGGCUCAACUCCUCCUUCCCGCCUCUUCCUGCGAUGCCCAGGCUCAACUCCUCCCUUCCCUUCCCUCCUCCUCUCGGGCGAUGCCCAGGCUCAACUCCCUCCCUUCCCGCUUCUCCUCUCCUCUCGGCGAUGCCCAGGCUCAACUCCUCCCUUCCCGCCUUCCUCUCCUCGGGGCGAUGCCCAGGCUCAACUCCUCCCUUCCCGCCUCCUUCUCCUCGGGCGAUGCCCAGGCUCAACUCCCUCCCUUGCCCAGGCUCAACCUCCUUCCCUCUCCCUCCUCGGCGAUGCCCAGGCUCAACUCCCUCCCUUCCCGCCUCCUCUCCUCUCGGGCGAUGCCCAGGCUCAACCCUCCCUUCCCAGGCUCAACCCCCUCCCUCCUCUCGGGCGAUGCCCAGGCUCAACUCCCUCCCCUUCCCGCCUCCUCUCCUCUCGGGCGAUGCCCAGGCUCAACUCCUCCCUUGCCCAGGCUCAACUCCCUCCCUUCCCCUCCUUCUCCUCUCGGGCGAUGCCCAGGCUCAACCCUCCCUUCCCGCCCUCCUUCCUCUCGGGCGCAUGCCCAGGCUCAACUCCUCCCUUCCCGCCUCCUUCCUCCUCGGGCGAUGCCCAGGCUCAACUCCCUCCCUUCCCGCUCUCCUCUCCUCUCGGGCGAUGCCCAGGCUCAACUCCCUCCCUUCCCCCUGCCCAGGCUCAACUCCCUCCCCUCUCCUCUCGGGCGAUGCCCAGGCUCAACUCCCCUCCCUUCCCGCUCUCCCUCUCCUCUCGGGCGAUGCCCAGGCUCAACUCCCUCCCUUCCCCCGCUCCUCCUCUCCUCGGGCGAUGCCCAGGCUCAACUCCUCCCUUCCCGCCUCCUUCCGGGCGCGUGCCCAGGCUCAACUCCCCCCCUCUCUCCUCUCCUCUCGGGCGAUGCCCAGGCUCAACUCCCCUCCCUCCCUUCCCCGGGCCUCCUCAACUCCUCCCCGGGCGAUGCCCAGGCUCAACUCCCCUCCCUUCCCGCUCUCCUCUCCUCUCGGGCGAUGCCCAGGCUCAACUCCCCUCCCUUCCCGCUCUCCUCUCCUCUCGGAUGA